This is a messenger RNA of Rhagoletis zephyria (snowberry fruit fly), 464 nucleotides long. RefSeq names its product Cuticle-tanning hormone bursicon (gene Burs). Gene Ontology annotation, biological process: animal organ morphogenesis. Gene Ontology annotation, molecular function: BMP binding; receptor ligand activity. The record is from RefSeq and is a predicted model, not a curated record. Lineage: Eukaryota; Metazoa; Arthropoda; Insecta; Diptera; Tephritidae.
CUUACUAGGAGCAGCUAGUGUGAAAGUAACCGUACAAUUAAAAACAGAGGCUGAUAUUAUCUACAACAUAUUGGUGUAAAAUCGUGAAAAUGUUUAGCAAGUUGAGGCGGGGCAAUGUUGCUGGAGUAACACUAAGAACCAAAUCGGGUUCCAAUCAUCGUUUUGUUGCGUUGGUUAUUUUUUAUUGCAUUUAUUUUAUAUUUAUAAGAUUGAGCUAUUCGCAAGCCGAUGAAGCUGCCACAUCGGGUGAUAAUGAAAUUUCACACAUUGGUGAUGAUUGUCAGGUGACACCUGUCAUACAUGUGCUCCAAUAUCCUGGCUGUGUGCCAAAGCCAAUACCAUCAUUUGCGUGUGUCGGACGCUGCGCUAGUUAUAUACAAGUUUCCGGCAGUAAAAUAUGGCAAAUGGAGCGCUCCUGCAUGUGCUGCCAAGAGUCGGGUGAACGUGAAGCUGCUGUCUCGCUC